CUGUCCGUGGCCUUUGGGACCGGGAGAGGAGUACUGUCCUUCUUUGACUCGUUCUCUCUGUCUGGUUUACGCACUGGCCACCCGGCCAGGGGAGACCACGCGUAGAGCGGCGGCUUGCUUUGGCGCGAUGCCGUCCGUCAUCCACCUCUGCUCGGCCCCCCAGCCGGGCUGGUUCGGCGUGCCUUGGGCCCCCCUUUCCCCCCGCCCCCGAUGGGCAGAACGGCGCGCGGCGCGGCGUGCCGGGUAUUUUUCCGCGGGCAGGCGCCUCGCGUGGGGCGCGCCGCCCGCGGCGGCCACCGCCGCACGCCGCAGAAAGGCGCGCGCGGCCUUUGAGAUUGCGGGCGGCUGGAAGGGCGGCGGCCCUCAGCCGAGAGCCCCGUUGUCAUAGAGGAGCGCCUUGCGUCCUUCCAGCGCCCCAUCCGGAAUGAGAAAAUGCAUGAUUGCAUGAUCAGGCAGUUCAGCGAGGUGUCUAACUGCAAGCUCACAUCAGAACUACCCGAGUGUUAAGACCAAGGUGAAGAGGGGGC
This is a messenger RNA of Prorocentrum cordatum, 527 nucleotides long. The record is from the annotation of a GenBank genome assembly. Lineage: Eukaryota; Dinophyceae; Prorocentrales; Prorocentraceae.